Salvelinus namaycush (lake trout) is the source of this 1048-nucleotide messenger RNA. RefSeq names its product keratin-associated protein 9-1-like. NCBI's taxonomy places the organism in Eukaryota, Metazoa, Chordata, Actinopteri, Salmoniformes, Salmonidae. The annotation marks the transcript as partial. The record is from RefSeq and is a predicted model, not a curated record. The transcript has a single exon.
AUGGUGGACAAACUACAGCAUCACAAAGUGAUCAGCUGCAGCAACAAUGAGAACCUAGUUGAGACUUUGUGUUGUGAGAACCUUAUUGAGUCUUUGUGCUGUGAGAACCUUAUUGAGUCUUUGUGUUGUGAGAACCUUAUUGAGUCUUUGUGCUGUGAGAACCUUAUUGAGUCUUUGUGUUGUGAGAACCUUAUAGAGUCUUUGUGUUGUGAGAACCUUAUUGAGUCUUUGUGCUGUGAGAACCUUAUUGAGUCUUUGUGCUGUGAGAACCUUAUUGAGUCUUUGUGCUGUGAGAACCUUAUUGAGUCUUUGUGUUGUGAGAACCUUAUUGAGUCUUUGUGCUGUGAGAACCUUAUUGAGUAUUUGUGCUGUGAGAACCUUAUUGAGUCUUUGUGCUCUGAGAACCUUAUUGAGUCUUUGUGCUGUGAGAACCUUAUUGAGUCUUUGUGUUGUGAGAACCUUAUUGAGUCUUUGUGCUGUGAGAACCUUAUUGAGUCUUUGUGUUGUGAGAACCUUAUUGAGUCUUUGUGCUGUGAGAACCUUAUUGAGUCUUUGUGUUGUGAGAACCUUAUUGAGUCUUUGUGCUGUGAGAACCUUAUUGAGUCUUUGUGUUGUGAGAACCUUAUUGAGUCUUUGUGUUGUGAGAACCUUAUUGAGUCUUCGUGUUGUGAGAACCUUAUUGAGUCUUUGUGUUGUGAGAACCUUAUUGAGUCUUUGUGCUGUGAGAACCUUAGUGAGUCGUUGUGUUGUGAGAACCUUAUUGAGUCUUUGUGCUGUGAGAACCUAGUUGAGUCUUUGUGCUGUGAGAACCUUAUUGAGUCUUUGUGCUGUGAGAACCUUAGUGAGUCAUUGUGUUGUGAGAACCUUAUUGAGUCUUUGUGCUGUGAGAACCUAGUUGAGUCUUUGUGCUGUGAGAACCUUAUUGAGUCGUUGGGCUUUGAGAACCUAGUUGAGUCUUUAUGCUGUGAGAACCUGAAGAAAGAGUGCAUGUAUACAGAGUGCUCCCUUUGUCAAGUCAAAACACUUAAAACAUCUGACUUUGAUGCUG